AAAUGAAAUGAUAGUAAGACGAGGACUCGUAGUUGCCCUUGGCUCCCACUUUCUCGCACCUAAUCUUCGUCCUCUCUCUUGCCUCCCUCCUCUUCUUCCUCUUCCUCGCCGCCGAUCUAAUCCACGGUUGUUCUGUUCCUCUUACUCCUCUUCAUCGGGAGACAUGGCGGAAACGAGAUCACCUCCCGCGGCGAAGAAAGUGGAGCAUGUGAUGCAGAUGUUCGGUGACGUUAGGGUUGACAAUUACUACUGGCUCCGUGACGAUUCUCGUUGCAAUCCAGACAUGCUUUCUUACCUCCGUGAAGAAAACGACUACACUGGUUCCGUCAUGUCUGGGACUAAGCAAUUUGAGAAUCAGCUGUUUGCUGAAAUAAGAGGGAGGAUCAAAGAAGAUGAUAUAUCUGCACCUCUACGAAAGGGUCCUUACUACUAUUACAAGAAGAAUCUUCAAGGCAAGGAAUAUGUUCAACACUGUAGGCGUUUGAUCGCCGACAACAAAGCUGAGCCUUCUGUCUAUGAUACCAUGCCAACUGGUCCUGAUGCUCCUCCUGAGCAGAUAAUAUUGGAUGAGAAUAUCAAGGCCCAAGAGUAUGACUACUACAGUAUUGGUGCCUUCAAGGCCAGUCCCGAUCAUAAAUUGGUGGCGUAUGCAGAGGACACAAAAGGUGAUGAGAUAUAUACAGUCAAUGUCAUCGACUCUGAGACUCUGAAACCAUUAGGACAGCCGCUAAAAGGACUGACUUGUUAUCUUGAAUGGGCUGGUAAUGAUGCUUUGGUCUACAUUACUAUGGACGAAAUCCUGCGACCUGAUAAGGUUUGGUUGCAUAAGUUGGGGACAGAACAAUCCAAUGAUGUAUGCCUUUACCACGAGAAGGAUGAUAUGUUUUCUCUUGAUCUUCACGCCUCUGAGAGCCAUAAGUAUAUAUUUGUUGCAUCCGAAAGCAAAACUACAAGAUUUGUCUUCUCGCUUGAUGUUUCCAAGCCUCAGGAUGGACUCAAGGUGCUGACACCUCGUGAAGAUGGCAUUGAUUCAUCCGUCAGUCAUCGAGGAAACCACUUUUUCAUCCAGAGAAGGAGCACUGAGUUUUACAACUCAGAACUGGUGGCCUGUUCAGUUGAUGACACGUCUAAGACAACAGUUCUGAUUCCACAUAGAGAAAGUGUAAAGAUUCAGGAAAUUCAGCUCUUUCGAGAUCAUCUUGCAGUAUUCGAGCGUGAACAGGGAUUGCAGAAGAUAACAGUGCAUAGGCUUCCCGCUGAGGGACAGCCUCUGAACAUACUCCAAGCUGGUCGUAGCGUUAGCUUUGUUGAUCCGGUCUAUUCAAUUGACUCAACAGAGUCUGAAUUUUCGUCCAGUGUUUUAAGGUUCCGCUACAGCUCGAUGAAGACACCUCCUUCCGUGUAUGACUAUGACAUGGAUAGUGGCACUUCUGUUAUCAAGAAGAUUGACACAGUAUUGGGAGGUUUUGAUGCGUCGAACUAUGUUACAGAAAGGAAAUGGGUCACUGCAGCUGACGGAACUCAAAUUCCAAUGUCUAUUGUUUAUAACAAAAACCUUGCAAAGCUCGAUGGGUCUGAUCCGUGUCUGCUGUAUGGAUAUGGUUCAUAUGAGAUCUCUGUAGAUCCGUAUUUCAAGGCAUCAAGGUUAUCCUUGUUAGAUCGUGGUUUUAUCUAUGUAAUUGCCCACGUUCGUGGGGGUGGUGAAAUGGGGAGACAGUGGUACGAGAACGGGAAGCUGUUGAAAAAGAAAAACACGUUCACUGAUUUUAUAGCUUGCGCUGAGUCUUUAAUAGAACUCAAGUAUUGCUCAAAGGAAAAACUGUGUGUCGAAGGAAGAAGUGCUGGUGGACUGCUGAUGGGUGCUGUUCUUAACAUGAGGCCUGACUUGUUCAAGGUGGUUAUCGCUGGAGUUCCUUUUGUAGACGUUUUGACAACAAUGCUGGACCCAACUAUUCCGCUUACGACAUCAGAAUGGGAGGAGUGGGGUGACCCCAGAAAGGAAGAAUUUUACUUCUACAUGAAGUCAUAUUCCCCUGUUGACAAUGUUACGGCGCAGAAUUAUCCAAAUGUUCUUGUAACUGCUGGGUUAAAUGAUCCAAGGGUCAUGUACUCUGAACCUGCCAAGUUUGUGGCGAAACUGAGAGAAAUGAAGACUGACAACAACUUGCUUUUGUUCAAAUGUGAGCUUGGCGCUGGACAUUUCUCAAAAUCUGGGAGAUUCGAGAAGCUUCAGGAAGAUGCGUUUACCUUUGCGUUCAUGAUGAAAGUUUUGGACAUGAUUCCUGCUUCUGCUUGAAUGCUCACAAGAAAGCAUCUAAAGAGUUUAGAUUGGUGUAUGCGCUCUUUUCUUUAAGCUCAGAUUCCUUCUAUACACAUUUUUAUGCGUUUGCUAAUAAAGAGUUAAAGACUUUAAAAGGAGCUUAUAAAAAAGGCUUAACGAUGGCCUGAAAAUGCUUAACGAUGGUCCUUGAGCGAUCAUAGAGAUCUAAAAAAUGGACAAACUAAUCUGUGUUGCUUAUUUUAUUUUAAAUGGAUUUGUUUGAUUCUGAGUAUUAUAACGUUGCUAAUUGCAUGCAUGUGAAGUUUUCUUGACGAUAUAGAACAUUCCAA
Eruca vesicaria subsp. sativa (arugula) is the source of this 2610-nucleotide messenger RNA. NCBI's taxonomy places the organism in Eukaryota, Viridiplantae, Streptophyta, Magnoliopsida, Brassicales, Brassicaceae. The record is from the annotation of a GenBank genome assembly.